This is a messenger RNA of Clupea harengus (Atlantic herring), 2282 nucleotides long. It is a transcript of the gene kcnv1, whose product is annotated as potassium voltage-gated channel modifier subfamily V member 1. Gene Ontology annotation, cellular component: voltage-gated potassium channel complex; membrane. Lineage: Eukaryota; Metazoa; Chordata; Actinopteri; Clupeiformes; Clupeidae. Gene Ontology annotation, molecular function: voltage-gated potassium channel activity; protein binding. Gene Ontology annotation, biological process: protein homooligomerization; action potential; potassium ion transmembrane transport. The record is from RefSeq and is a predicted model, not a curated record.
AUUAGUUGACUACGAGUUGUAAUCGAUGACUGUCCACUGUAGGACGCAUUUAAUGAUUACGGAAUGUGCUGUAUAAGAGCUGGUGGUUAUAGCCUAAUGUUGUAACUUAGCUUGAAUUUCUGUCUGACGAACCAAGCAUCAGCUAAAGAAUGUUGGAAAUCUACAGGAGAAAUUAAAGCUUGAAUAGGCUAAACAAUUCUUUGUCAGAAUGGACAACUGAGAAUGCCAUGGUGGACGAAGAGAAGCAAAUAAUUGUUCUUGAAUUUAAAUAGGCUAUAUCAAGACAAGGCUUGAAGAGUAGCCAACAUGCCUUUGCAACAUGCAGCUUAUGUUUUAACUAAACAGAAAUAACCUAAUUUAGCCAGUACAGAGACGAAAAUCACGAGUUUGUUGCCUAGCAGCACGUUCCCGUCUGAUUCGCCCUCGGUCUUGCUCGCUCUGUUGCGUUUUAAAGGCGCGCCUCUGCGCACCUGAACGGCACAGCUGUGGAAACUGUGGAAAGAUUGAGUUCCAACCGUCCUUUUCAUGGAAUAACCUAUCACCGCAUAAUUUUAUUUAGCCUGUAGGCUAUUCUACCCAAAAUGCGUCGGAUUGGAAAAUAACAAAUCUGUACCAUCAUUCAAAACCAUUUUAUCAAACAUUAGUUGGAGAACGACAAAUUGUCUUUCAAAUGAGAAAUAGAUUAUUUUGAGGCAGAGGUCCUCCACUGUCCCUUUCAGUAUGACCAGUGGUAGCUCUAGUCCAGCACAGUUCUAUGGGGACAGUGCAUCUCUCCUGUCCCUGGAUUCCAGUGUUUUCUACAGUGAAGCCCCUCCACCAACUGAUGACACUUUAGACUUCUUCAUUAUCAAUGUAGGUGGAAGCCGCUACAUCCUGUCCCAUGAGCUUUUGACGUCUUACCCCGAGACUAGGCUGGGAAAACUGGCCCUCUCCACCCGCGACUGUGCCUUGGACCUUUGUGAUGAUGCAGACCUCCUGGAGAAUGAGUUCUUCUUUGACCGCAACUCGCAGACGUUCCAGUACAUCAUGAACUUUUACAAGACAGGUCACCUGCAUGUUAGAGAGGAGCUGUGUGUGGUCUCUUUCCUGCAGGAGAUUGAGUACUGGGGGAUUGAUGAACUGCGCAUCGAUUCUUGUUGCAGGGAUAAGUACUACCGGCGGAAGGAGAUGAAGGAAUCAAUGGAAAUCACGAGCGACGUGGAUGUCAUAGACAGUGAGGAGGAGGACUUCACUGGGGUGAUGUGCCAGGACUUGAGACAGAGAUUAUGGGACCUCAUGGAGAAGCCUGACUCGUCCCCAGCUGCAAAGACAUUUGGGACCUUGUCCAUGUUCUUUGUGGUGGUGUCCAUCUUGAGCAUGGCUUUGAUAUCGCUGGACCUCACUCUGCUGGGGCAACCGUUCCUGGAUGCCCUGGAGUAUGUGUGCAUCGUUUGGUUCACAGGCGAGCUCCUGCUCCGGUUCAUGUGCGUGAGGGACAAAUGUAAGUUCAGCAGGAGUGUGGUGAACAUCAUUGACCUGCUGGCCAUCCUGCCCUUCUACGUCACGCUGGCGGUGGAGAACCUGCACGGAGGCUCCACAGAGCUGGAGAACGUGGGCCGGGUGGUGCAGGUGCUCAGGCUGAUGAGGUCACUCAGGAUGCUCAAGCUGGGCCGCCAUUCCACAGGUCUGAAAUCUCUAGGCAUGACGGUCACCCAGUGCUACCAGGAGGUGGGUCUGCUGAUGCUCUUCCUGACCGUGGGCAUCUCCAUCUUCGCCGCGGUGGAGUACGCCAUUGAGCACGACCUGCCCGACACCACCUUCACCAACGUGCCCAGCGCCUGGUGGUGGGCCACCACCUCCAUGACCACCGUGGGCUACGGGGACAUCCGGCCCGACACCACCGUGGGCAAGGUGGUGGCCUUCCUCUGCAUCCUGUCGGGCAUCCUGAUCCUGGCGCUGCCCAUCGCCAUCAUCAACGAGCGCUUCUCGGCGUGCUACUUCACGCUGAAGGUGAAGGAGGCGGCGCUGCGGCACAGUGAGGCGCUGCGGCGGCUGGCCCGCGGCUCCACCUCCGAGGGUGCUGCGCUCGGGGUGAACCUGCGCGACGCCUACGCCCACAGCGUGCUGGAGAUGCUCCGGCUCCAGGGCAGGGAGCGGGCGAGCACACGCAGCAGCGCAGCCGACGACCCCUUUUGGUAGCGGGGAGGGAAACGCACACGGACAUGCAGUAUAUAGCACACACACACACACAUACACACACACACACACACACACACACACACACACACACACACACACACACA